UUCCCCUCACGUGCAUGAUGGAAACACCAUGGCUGCGGCAGCCCAGCUCUCCCUGACCCAGUUAUCAAGUGGGAAUCCUGUAUAAGAAAAAUACUAUAGACAGGUUGAUACAGGCAAUACUGGAAGGGUGCUGGCUUCAGAUGCUGCUGCUUUUCUGAAAAAGUCAGGGCUUCCAGACUUGAUACUUGGAAAGAUUUCGGAUUUAGCUGACACAGGCAAAGGCAUCCUGAACAAACAAGAAUUCUUUGUGGCUUUGCAUCUUGUAGCAUGUGCCCAGAAUGGAUUGGAGGUUUCACUGAAGCUUGACUUGGCUGUUCCUCUACCAAGAUUUCAUGAUACCAUUAGUCCUUUACUAACCAGCGGAACCCCUGCAGCUGAGCUUCCAUGGGCUUUUAAAAGUGAAGAUAAAGCCAAAUAUGAUGUAAUUUUUGAUAGUUUAAGUCCAGUGGAUGGAUUUUUGUCUGGUGAUAAAGUGAAUCCAGUGUUGCUCAACUCUAAGUUACCUGUGGAAAUCCUUGGAAGAGUUUGGGAAUUGAGUGAUAUUGACCAUGAUGGAAAGCUUGACAGAGAUGAGCUUGCAGUUGCCAUGUUUUUGGUAUACUCUGUAUUGGAGAAGGAACCCGUGCCAAUGGCCUUGCUUCCAGCCUUGUUGCCACCUUCUAAGAGAAAAACGUGGGUUGUAUCCCCUGCAGAAAAAGCUAAGUAUGAUGAACUCUUCCUGAAAACUGAAGAUAUGGAUGGAUUUGUAUCAGGAUUGGAGGCCCAUGAAAUUUUCCUGAAAACAGGCUUACCAUCCACCUUACUGGCCCAUAUUUGGGCAUUAUGUGACACAAAGAACUGUGGGAAACUUUCAAAGGAUCAGUUUCUUGCCUUGGCUUUCUACUUAAUCAAUCAAAAGUUAGUAAAGGGCAUUGAUCCUCCUCACAUUCUUAAUCCUGAGAUGAUUCCACCAUCAGACAGGACCAGUUUGCAAAAAAACCUCAUAGGAUCAAGUCCUGUUGCAGAUUUCUCUGCUAUUAAGGAGCUAGAUACACUUAACAAUGAAAUAGUUGACCUGCAGAGGGAAAAGAAUAAUGUGGAACAGGACCUUAAGGAGAAAGAAGAUAUUAUUAAACAGAGGACAAGUGAGGUUCAGGAUCUUCAAGAUGAAGUUCAAAGGGAAAAUAUUAAUCUACAAAAACUACAGGCUCAAAAGUAGCAAGUACAGGAAAUCCUUGAUGAACUGGAUGAGCAGAAAGCUCAGUUGGAGGAGCAACUCAAGGAAGUCAGAAAGAAAUGUGCUGAGGAGGCCCAGCUGAUCUUUUCUCUAAAAGCAGAAAUAACUAAUCAGGAAUCACAGAUCUCCACUUAUGAAGAAGAAUUGGCCAAAGCUAGAGAAGAGCUAAGUCGCCUGCAACAAGAAACAGCAGAAUUGGAGGAGAGUGUGGAGUCAGGGAAGGCUCAGCUGGAACCUCUUCAACAGCACCUACAAGAUUCACAGCAGGAGAUCAGUUCAAUGCAAAUGAGACUCAUGGAAAUGAAAGAGCUGGAAAAUCAUAAUAAUCAGUCAAAUUGGUGCAGUAGUCCACACAGCAUUCUUGUAAAUGGUGCUACAGAUUAUUGCAGCCUCAGUACGAGCAGCAGUGAAACAGCCAACCUUAAUGAACAGGUUGAAGGCUAGAACAACCUGGAGUCCAAUCCCAUACAUCAGGAGUCUCCUGCAAGAAGUAGUCCUGAAAUAUCACCUGAUGUGAUUGAUGAAAAUGAAGUGGUAACUGCAUCUGUUAAUGAAAAAGUUUGUCCUGAAUUUGACAAUGAGAAACAUGCAAAAGAGGAAGAUCCAUUUAAAUCAGAAUCAAGUUCACUGACAGGUCCAGUUGCAGAUACAAACUCGGAUUUUUUCCAAUCUGAUCCUUUUGUUGGCAGUGAUCCUUUCAAGGAUGAUCCUUUUGGGAAAAUUGAUCCAUUUGGUGGUGAUCCUUUCAAAGGUUCAGAUCCAUUUGCAUCUGACUCUUUCUUCAAGCAGUCUUCUACUGAUCCUUUUGCCACUUUAAGUAAUGACGCUUUUAGUGCAUCCAGCCAGAGCAAUAAUACAUCAGUAGAAACAUUGAAGCACAAUGAUCCUUUUGCUCCUGGUGGGACAAUUGUUAUUGCAGCAAGUGAUUCAGCCCCAGACCCCUUUGCUUCUGUUUUUGGAAAUGAAUCAUUUGAAGAUGGAUUUGCUGACUGCAGCACAUUGUCAAAGGCGAACAAUGAAGAUCCUUUUAACUCAGCCACAUCAAGCUCUGUCAACAAUGUGGUCACUCCAAAAAAUGUGUUUGAUGAAACAUCCAUCAAGAGUGAAGAUGUACCCCCAGCACUGCCACCUAAGACGGGAACUCCAACAAGACCCUGCCCACCAUCACCUGGGAAAAGACCCAUCAACAAAUUGGAUUCUUCUGAUCCCUUUAAAGUGAAUGAUCCAUUUCAGCCUUUCCCAGGCAAUAAUAGCCCCAAAGAAAAAGAUCCUGAUAUGUAUUGGGAUCCAUUCACUUCUUCUUCUACUUGCACUACCAAUAAAGAGGGUGACCUAAGCAAUUUUGCUAACUUCAGUGCUUAUCCCUCUGAAGAAGAUAUGAUUGAAUGGGCCAAGAGGGAGAGUGAGAGAGAGGAAGAACAAAGGCUUGCCCGACUGAAUCAGCAAGAACAAGAAGACCUAGAACUGGCUAUUGCACUCAGCAAAUCUGAGAUAUCAGAAGCAUGAAGAAUUUUCUUGUCCUUUGUCUACAAUACUCUUCUUCCUAAAUAUUGAUGCUAUUUACCAUGUAUAUCAAAACUACCUGUGAGCAUGGGAAUACAAAAGGUUUGAGAUUCCUGUAAAUGUAACAAAAGUCUAGGUUUUUUCUUUUGUACUCUCAGAUUUGAC
Ictidomys tridecemlineatus (thirteen-lined ground squirrel) is the source of this 2884-nucleotide messenger RNA. The record is from RefSeq and is a predicted model, not a curated record. NCBI's taxonomy places the organism in Eukaryota, Metazoa, Chordata, Mammalia, Rodentia, Sciuridae.